Molecule: messenger RNA, 1497 nt
Organism: Verruconis gallopava
Lineage: Eukaryota; Fungi; Ascomycota; Dothideomycetes; Venturiales; Sympoventuriaceae
Exons: 2
Coding region: 218-922 (234 amino acids)
Molecular function (GO): GTP binding; GTPase activity
Source: RefSeq, a predicted model, not a curated record
AAGAAGUCUCACGAAGCACAGCACCAUCCCAGGCAUCACCAUUCUCCGUUUUGCAGGCACUUGAAAGUGUCUACCUAAAAGAUCAGAUUUUCUCCGCCCUGAGCACUCUUCGCUUAGCCGUCUUUACGAUCUGUUACAUCUUCGACCGAAGCCUACGACCUUACCUGUAUAUUACCUUCUCAAGAAGCUUACCACGUAUCUACAUUGAAAGAGCACAAUGAGUGAAGGAGCUCCCCCCAAGCCCAGCAGUAGCGUCAAGCUGGUGCUUCUCGGAGAAGCCGCAGUCGGCAAAUCAUCGCUAGUAAUGCGCUUCGUGAACAACGACUUUCAAGAGAACAAGGAACCGACCAUUGGCGCCGCGUUUCUCACCCAAAAGUGCACUUUGCCAUCCAGGAUAAUCAAGUUCGAGAUAUGGGAUACAGCCGGGCAAGAGCGGUUUGCAAGUCUUGCGCCAAUGUACUACCGUAAUGCACAAGCUGCGCUUGUUGUUUACGAUAUUACAAAAGCUUCUUCUCUCACGAAAGCGCAACACUGGGUAGCCGAACUGCAACGACAAGCUAGUCCGGGGAUUGUCAUCGCUCUUGUAGGCAACAAGUUGGAUUUGGUGAAUCCUUCCGAAUCGGCGGGUGAGGAAAGCGCAACAGAGGGCGAGGAGGUUUCAGCUGCUGAGGACAAUGACGACGCACGAAAGGUGCCCAGCAAGACGGCAAGAGCGUAUGCUGAGGAGGAGGGUCUACUUUUCUUCGAAACGAGCGCUAAAACAGGCGAGCGGGUGGCAGAAGUGUUCACCGCGAUUGCAAACGCUAUUCCCGAGACUCAGCUGAAAGGACCGAGAGGAGCACAGCAGAACAGACAAGAGGAGAGCAGAGUCAAUCUUGGCCAGGGCAGAGACGCAAACACGAAAGAUAAUUGUGCUUGCUAAGAUGGAAAAUAGAAUGAUACCUGUUCGUUCCAUGCGCUGGAGUCCGGAGCCCGGCAUGGAGCUUUCUUCUCCUGCUUGUUUUCAUUUCGAAUGGAAAAUGGAUGACCACAGGAAGCUGCUCCGUAUGGACUGGAAAACAUCCAAGCUGUGCCAACACUGCAUAGAAUUUCGUCUUCAAUGAUGUCCACCGCGCUGCUGCUGCUUUACGCGUUCUCAGUCUGGUACGUUGAGCUGCUAUUGAAGGACUUCUUAAUGUCUAAUUCUCAACGCACUGUCGAACUGAGUGAAAGCGUAGCGAACGAAAGCCAUGUGGUCCUCUCGUUCAAGCUAGCAAAUCUUGUUUCGACAAGAUGACAUUUGAUGUUUGAUAUAGACAGUUUCUAGCCAUACUAUUUUGUUCAAUUCGCGGCAAAUACUCCAAAACGAUUUACUUGUAGGGCAUCGCCUGAGCAGCUCAUCCUCAACGGUUGUCAAUUUGCUUGCGAGGCGCUGUUGCCUCGGGGUGGCGUUUGCAUGUGUGGCUGGUGCUUGACUUAUAUACUUAUGUUCAAAUAAGACGUCAUUCACGAUUCACC